UCAGAGGGCUUAUAUCUACCUCCACCCUCUACUUGAUGCAUAAAAAAGGUUUGCAAAACUCUGGGAUAACUAACAUGCCGGGCUAUGUACCCAGCCACGCUUCUGGCGCUUUAAACUCCAUGCCUCGAAGGGUUGAUGUGAGAAUUAAGAGACACAGGCUGUGGUAGCUUGUGGCAAACUGAGGUGUGGUCCCUGCUGGUUAUUUUUAGCAAUCAAGGAAACUGGUUUGGAAGGGGUUAAGGGGAGACCCUGCCUCCCAGCCAGGAACGAAUCAAGGCUGGCAGGGGAGGAGCCAGGCUGCCACUAGGAGAGAAAUCUAGACUGGCCAGAUGUUGCCUGGAGAGGGAAGGGAGAAGACACAUAGGAAGGGCUGGGGGCCAUGGGGCAGAGCCUUGGUGCAGGGUCGCUGGCCUCUGCAAGGUGAUAGCUCCAAGCCAGAGGGUGCAGGGUCAGCUUCUAGGGGCUGGAGGAGGAGGGGCUGAGCUGCCUGAGCCAGAGACAGUGGUAGGGUGGGAAGGGACCAGGACCAAGAGCCCUCUUGGCCCCCCAGGCAGGGAGCACUGGCUGCACCCAGGCCUUGAACUCAGCUGACCCUGAUAGCCCACAUGGGGCACAGGGUCUAAUUUUAGCUCAGCCACAGGGCCCAGAGCCCAGGAGUGCCGGUCAACUGGCACAGGGGUGGCCAGGGCUGCUCCGGGACUGCUCAGGCAGGUGUGUGUGUGUGUGUGGAAGGGGGGGGCGGGGGGAGGUGAUUGGGGAGACCAGCCCUGCAUCCUGGCCACAAGCUGCCUCUUGUGGGAGCCCUGACAGGUCCCCCAUGGCCUGGCAGACAGUCAUUUCCAUUGAGGGCCAGGUCAGGGGGUUCAGCCAGAAGGGCAGGAGGACACAGCCUAGCAGUCUGGACAGGGGUUGCAUCAGCCUGAAUAGUGCCUGGGGGCAGGGGGCCCUGCUGGGAGGGCAAAGACCUGCUCGCUUGUCCAAAGACCAAGGAAGCAGAGCCCUGACCACAGGAACGCAAGGCCAGAAAGCUGGGCCCUUGCUGGCCUCCUCGUGCCUGGGUGCUGACUUGCUGUUGGACGCUGCGCAGGCAGCCUGCUCUUGAUGAGCCUCAGUCUUCCCAUCUGUACAAUGAGGGCGCUGAACUAGGUUGAUCCCAGCUCCAGCAGCCCACCCUCAGGCCCCUGCUCCUCCGCGUCCCCGGCCCUGGCUGUGGGUGGCCACAUGCAGUCGUGGAGAAGGAAGUCCCUUUGGCUGGCACUGUUGGCCUCCUGGCUCCUCGGCCUCCUGGGAAUCUUACCCCUUCUCCGCCUGGCGGUACCCACCGGACCUCGGGCGGGGGCCCCCCAAGGCUGGCCCCGCUGGCUGGAUGCAGAGCUCCUGCAGAGUUUCUUGCAGCCUGGGGCGCUCCCAGAAGAUGUCCCUCAACUUCCUCGAGUCCCCCGGGGUGGCAGCUGCGACUGGGGAGCUUGCUUUGAUACCUCGAAGUGCAGGAGUGGUGGCUUCAAGGUGUUCGUGUACCCAGCGGCCGGACCCAUCUCUGAGAUGCAGCAAAAGAUCCUGGCUUCCAUCGAGGGAUCUCGCUACCACACAGUCAGCCCUACCGAGGCCUGCCUCCACCUCCUCAGCCUGGACGCCCCGGCUGGAGCAUGCAGCCUGGUGCCCCCGAAAUGGAACGGGGGCCAGAACCAUCUGGUCCUGCGGCUCCACCCGGCCUCCUGCUCUGGGACCUUCCAGCUGGGACAGGCAAUGGUGGCCGAGGCCAGCCCCACGGUGGACACCUUCCGGCCUGGCUUCGACGUGGCCCUCCCGCUUCUCCCUGAAGCCCACCCGGUUCGAGGCGGAGCUCCUGGCCAGCUGCGGCAGCACAGGCGCGUGGCAGGCACCGACUCCUCGGCCUGCCCCUGGGAUGGGCACUGUGAGCAGGACCAUGGACCGGAGCAGACCCACCCUGGGGCAGCGCUGCCCAAUGCCACCUUCUGCCUCAUCCCCGGCCACCGUGCUGAUGGCUUGCGCUUCCUCCAAGCCCUGCAGGCUGGCUGCGUCCCUGUGCUUCUCAGCCCUCGCUGGGAGCUGCCCUUCUCGGAGGUCAUCGACUGGACCAAGGCGGCCAUUGUAGCAGACGAGAGGCUCCCACUGCAGGUGCUGGCUGCCCUCCGGGAGAUGCCCCCCACGCGGGUCCUCGCCCUGCGCCAGCAGACCCAGUUUCUGUGGGACACCUACUUCUCCUCAAUGGAGAAGGUCAUCCGUACCACUCUCGAGAUCAUUCAGGACCGGAUCCUCGGAGCAUCCGCUCACCCAUCGCUGUUGUGGAACAGCCCCCCAGGGGCACUCCUGGCCCUGCCCGCGUUCUCCACGAGUCCCCUGGACUUCCCCUUCUAUCACCUACAGCAGGGCUCUCGCCCUGCAGGCAGGUUCAGCGCCCUCAUCUGGGUGGGGGCCACAGGCCAGCCCCCCCUGAAGCUCAUCCAGGCAGUGGCAGGCUCCCAGCACUGUGCCCAGAUCUUGGUUCUCUGGAGCAAUGACAAGCCACCCCCACCCAGUUGGCCUGAGACAGCAGUGCCCUUGCUGGUCAUCGAGGGGCACAGGAAGGUCAGCGACCGCUUCCUCCCGUACAGUGCCAUCAGCACCGAUGCCAUCCUCAGCCUUGAUGCCCACAGCAGCCUUUCCACCAGCGAGGUGGACUUUGCUUUCGUGGUGUGGCAGAGCUUCCCGGAGCGGAUGGUGGGCUUUCUGACAUGGAGCCACUUCUGGGAUGAGGCCCAGGGGCGCUGGGGCUAUACCACUGAGAGGGCCAACGAAUUCUCCAUGGUCCUCACCUCGGCGGCCUUCUACCACAGGUACUACCACACCCUCUUCACCCACUCCCUGCCCACGGCUCUGAGGCGCCUGGCGGAGGCCGCACCCCCCUGUGUGGACGUCCUGAUGAACUUCCUGGUGGCAGCAGCCACCAAGCUGCCCCCCAUCAAGGUGCCCUAUCGGAGGCGGCACGAGGACGCCAGCCCAUCGCGGGUGCCUGGGGGCCUGGGGCCCGCAGCCCGGGACUGCAUCGACCGGGUGGCGGCGGGGUUCGGCCACAUGCCCCUGGUGUCCUCUCGCCUCCGUCUGGACCCAGUGCUCUUUAAGGACCCGGUGUCGGUGCUGCGCAAGAAGUACCGAGGCCUGGAGAAGCCCUAAGGAGGGCGCACCGGACCCCGCCCUGACCACCCCCAGCGCCGAGUCUGCUCGGAGGGGGCGGCUCGGCUCAGGUGUCCCCUCCCUGGA
This is a messenger RNA of Myotis brandtii (Brandt's bat), 3261 nucleotides long. It is a transcript of the gene EXTL1, whose product is annotated as exostosin-like glycosyltransferase 1. Gene Ontology annotation, molecular function: glycosyltransferase activity. The transcript is spliced from 12 exons. Bases 1222 to 3174 code for a protein of 650 amino acids. Gene Ontology annotation, cellular component: membrane. The record is from RefSeq and is a predicted model, not a curated record. NCBI's taxonomy places the organism in Eukaryota, Metazoa, Chordata, Mammalia, Chiroptera, Vespertilionidae.